AUGGGCAUUAUGUACGAGCUUCGAAAUUCGCCUGGCAAAGGCAAGGGUCUGUUUGCCUCGGCGUCCGGCGUCCGGCAGGGCGAUCGCAUCAUUGCUGAAGCCCCCAUCCUCACUGUCGACCUUGCCCGGUUCAGGCUGCCGCCAGCCGAACUCGAGCUGCACCUCGAGGAGAAACUACAGAGUCUGGAAGCCGACAAACGCGCUGAUUUUAUGUCCCUGUCGACCAACGGCGCCGACGAAAAUAACCCGCUGUCCUCCAGAAAAGCAGUUCCCGCCGUAUUCCGUAAUGCCUCCCGCCUCAACCACUCGUGCGUCCCCAACUGCCACUUUUCGUGGGACCGCGUCACGCGUACCUGUCUAGUCCACGCCAUCACAGACGUGUCCCCGGGCGACGAGCUCACCGUCGCCUACGACUCGCGGGGCACCGCCCAGACCACGGCUGAGAUGGAAACCACCAUGGGGUUCAGGUGUGCGUGCCCUCGCUGCAGCCUACCGUCGGACGAAGUGGCAAGGAGCAACGAGCGUCGGCGGGAGUUGAACGCCAUAUUGGCCGAAGUGGAUUUGGCGUACCGGACGGCGGACCCAAGGGAUCAGAGCACAGAGGACGGCGAGGACAAGGAGGAAGGGGAGGAAGAGAGAUAUGGGCGACAACAGUGGGAUAUCCAGCCACCACCGUCGUCUUUUGCCCCGGCGCGGAUCCUACCGCUGUGUCGCAGGAUCGUGGCGCUCCAGCAGCUCGAGUUCGGAGGCGCGCCGACCACAAUGACGUACGAGCUGGGCCUGGCAAUGCAUUACGCCAGCAGCAGCUGCUUCUUGCACGAUGACUACGUGCGGGCCUCUGUGUUUGCGGCCCGGGCGCUGGCGGCUUUUACGGUAUGCGAGGGUGCCGAGGGACAGAACGCGCGGGCCUAUCGCGAGCUGACGCGGGAUCUCUCCAGUACCAUACGGUCCAAGAAGCCUCUGGCUGGCAACCAGCAGGCGUAUGACCGCUGGUUGUGGUUGCCCGAGUAG
Pyricularia oryzae 70-15 is the source of this 1011-nucleotide messenger RNA. RefSeq lists its product as uncharacterized. The transcript has 2 exons. Gene Ontology annotation, molecular function: protein binding. The record is from RefSeq and is a predicted model, not a curated record. Lineage: Eukaryota; Fungi; Ascomycota; Sordariomycetes; Magnaporthales; Pyriculariaceae. The coding region runs from base 1 to 1011 and encodes 336 amino acids.